AUGCGUUUUCUAGCAGUUAUUGCACUCGUUCUCAGUUUAACAACAGCACUUCGGUCAUCGUCAGCCUACACUCUUGAUCGUACAAGACGUGGCCCAGUUGAUUUGAGUGGUUUAACUGGGGCCUUGCCAUUUAUUUGCGUAUUCCCACCAUGUCCCGUACCAAAUUUUCAACUGCCACCAAUUGAUUGGGCUGCAGUACAAGCACAGAUUGAUCAGUGGAAUAAAGAACAGGAACAAUUACUGGGCUGA
This is a messenger RNA of Rotaria sp. Silwood1, 249 nucleotides long. NCBI's taxonomy places the organism in Eukaryota, Metazoa, Rotifera, Eurotatoria, Philodinida, Philodinidae. The record is from the annotation of a GenBank genome assembly.